AUGAACAACGACCAAUUUCGCCGUCUCCUCCUCAAGAACGAUCAAGCCUCAAAACCCAAGGGCGCCAUUCCGACGGGCCAUUCACCAACAGGCGAUCAUGCCUCACCGAAGCGCGGUAGUAGCGGUGGGCAAACACCAGCCCCAGCGACGCUAGGUUCAAGGAUGCGAUCGAGUAUUCCCAUGACGCCUCGCAACCUAGCGGCGCCUAACUUCGCACACCAACUUGCUGAGUAUCGCCGAGACGGACAGAACCCGCACCCAUCGAAGAAAUUCAAAUCGUCUGCUGCGCCGAAGGGAACAAAGCUACCUACGGGUUACGAAGAUCGGGCUGCAGCGCGGUUACGGGAGAGCGAGGAGGAAGAACGCAAGAGCGCGAACGAGCAGAAGUUGAAGGAGUUGGAGGAGAAGCUCAAGAAAGGUCUUAUUGAUGAAGGGACGUUUACGAGGCUACGCAAGGAAUUGGGUGUCGGAGGGGAUUUGGGGAGUACGCAUAUGGUGAAAGGGUUGGAUUGGGAUCUGUUGAAGAAGGUUAGGGCUGGAGAGGAUGUUGAGAAGGUGGAAAAGGAGGAGACUGAAGCGCAAGGGGAUGGGAAGUCGGCCGAUGAGGGUGAGAGCGCGGAGGUAGAUGUGGACGAGGAGUUUGACAAGGCGCUUGAAGACAAGUCGGACGAGGCACUUCCUUCUGCGCCGAAGGAGAAGGAGAAGAAGAAAGGGAGUAUGGCUGCGCCGCCAGUCCCAAGCCAGAAAAAGACACGAGAUGAGAUAUUAAGAGAGUUAAAGGCGAGUCGGGCCGCCGCUGCUCCUGCGGAGGAGACACCUCAAGAGCCGGCCCUGGGAGCCCGGUUCAAGAAGAUCGGGGACUCCAAAGUCGAGAAGAAACGGUUUAUCGAGCAGGAUGAAAACGGCCGUCGCAGAGAGGUUCUCCUGAUUACAGACGCGGAAGGCAAGACGAAGAGGAAAACAAGAUGGUUGGACAAGCCUGGGACAACGGCACCUCCCACAGCUGGCGUUGCCGUCCCUGAGAAGGAGGCAAAGCCACUAGGGAUGGAAGUCCCAGCUGAGAUUGCCGCUAGGAACAAGGCCGCCCAGAAGGAGGAAGAGGAAGAAGAAGACGACGACAUUUUCGCUGGAGUGGGAGCUGAAUACAAUCCUCUGGGUGACGCAGGGUCCGACGAGGAUUCAUCCGACUCAGAAGAAGAUGGCGAAGUGGCAACGAAGGCACUCCAGGAACCCAAGAAGGAGGCAACGGGCGAAGCUACCAAACCACGGAACUACUUCGCCACAACCACCACGGAGCAAGAGGAGAGUGUGGAGAGUGACCGUGCAACCCCGCUAACCAGAGAUCCUACUCUCCUUGCUGCCCUGAAACGAGCUGCUUCUCUACGACAAGCAGGAGCCGCGGAGGACAACCCCGAGGAAGAGGGCGUCGACAAAGAAACGCUUCUUCGACGCAGGAAGUUCAUCGAGGAGGCGCAACGCCGAGAAGCACUCGAUGCAAUGGACAUGGACAUGGGAUUCGGCGGCAGUCGUAAUGACGAUGAUGAAGACGAGGAGGCUGUGCUCGUGGAACCGCGUGGCGGCACGAAGAGGAAGCGCGGCCCCAAGAAGAAGAAGGGGGACAAGGACAGCGCGUCUGAUGUGCUGCGCGUGAUGGAGGGGCGGAAGAAGUGA
This is a messenger RNA of Aspergillus puulaauensis, 1671 nucleotides long. RefSeq lists its product as uncharacterized. Lineage: Eukaryota; Fungi; Ascomycota; Eurotiomycetes; Eurotiales; Aspergillaceae. Gene Ontology annotation, cellular component: nucleus. Gene Ontology annotation, biological process: mRNA splicing, via spliceosome. The transcript is spliced from 2 exons. Bases 1 to 1671 code for a protein of 556 amino acids. The record is from RefSeq and is a predicted model, not a curated record.